Molecule: messenger RNA, 2124 nt
Organism: Plasmodium falciparum 3D7
Lineage: Eukaryota; Apicomplexa; Aconoidasida; Haemosporida; Plasmodiidae
Source: RefSeq, a predicted model, not a curated record
AUGAAUGAAAAGGAAAAAACCCUUCUACAUUUUGUUAAGAAUAUUAAUGAUGUUGGUAGAAGAAAAGUUAUGAAAAAGAACUUGUUAUUAUUAGGUUAUGGAAAUAUAAAUAAAUAUUCAUUUAAUCAAAAUGAUAAAAUAUCCACAUACCAUUCUUUUUUAGAUUUGGAAAAAUUAUGUAAAAAUAAAUAUGUAAAAUCAAUUUUAUACCAAAAAGCUAGCUCUGUUUUAUUUAAGAACCUGAACAAGUCAUGUAACUUUUUGAAUGAGAAAUGGAAUGAAACUUUUAUGAAUUGUAUUAAAAAAUCGUUAUUUUAUAAUCCGUUAAAUAUAAUGACUUUAUUUAAUUUAAUAUAUUAUUAUAACAUAAAGAUGGAUGUAAAGAAUAGCUUAUUCUAUUCAUAUUUAUUACAUAUUAUACUUAUGAAAAUAUGGAAAAAAGGUUUUUAUAGGACAAAUAUAGCUAGCCAAAAUAAUAAAAAAAAAAAAUUAUAUAUAAAAAAAAAAGUGGAUAAGCAAAAAAAUGUGGAUACACCAAAAAAUGUGGAUACACCAAAAAAUGUGGAUACACCAAAAAAUGUGGAUACACCAAAAAAUGUGGAUACACCAAAAAAUGUGGAUACAAAAAAACAUUUGGAUACAUAUAAUAACAUAUGUAUAAAUAAGAAUACCCUAAGAUAUAUUCUUUUUUCAUUAUAUAAUAAUAAGUGUAGAGGAGAAUGUUUAAAAGAUGAUUACAAAAUAAAUUUAAUAAAAAGCAUAAUAAAUAAAUGGGAAAUUAUUCCAUUUAUUAAUGACAAAUUGUUACUUAUCUUAAUGUUGGAGAAUUUACAAUUUUUAUAUUCGAAUAAUUAUAAAUUGGUCUCUGUACAAAAGGUUAUAUAUUAUACAAACCUCACAUUAAAAAUAUUAAAAUUAAAUAAAAUAUAUAAUUAUAUAAAAGGAAAUUAUCUUUUUCUAACUACAAAUAUGUACCUUAUAAAAGCACACUGCCUUCUUAUGUUAAAUUGUAUUGAUAAAGUUAAAAAAAAUAAAAAUAAAAUUGAAUAUUCAAAGCAACAAAAGGAAUUUCAUAAUAAUCAUAUGAAUGAAUAUUUAUUAUACCAAGAAGAUAUAGAUAAUAAAAAUAAUUAUAUGUUUAAUUAUGAUGAUAUUUUAAGUGAUCGUAAUCAUGAAAAGGAUAUAUACAAUAUGGUUGAAUUAAAUCACAAAGAAAUAGAACAAAUGUUACAUGAACUGUUCAGGAAUAAUAUAAAAUCCGAAAAUGAAGAGAUAACAACACAAUUAACAAAAAAUGUAAAAGAUAAAAAAUAUAUGAAUGGAAAGAAUAUAGAAAAUAUUUUUAAUUUAAUGGAUAUAAAUAAUAUUGAGUAUUAUGAGAAAAGAUUUAUAUCUUUUUUAAUAAAUGAGAAAGAUAUAAAUAAAGAAGUGUGUAAAAUGAAUGAUUAUUUUGUACAUCCAUAUGUUAAUGUAAAAAAUACUUUAAGUAUUUUAAAUGAAUGUAUACAAUUUUGUUUAAAUAAUCGUAAGUAUAAAUUUUUAUCUCAAUUUUUUAUAUGGAGGGCUCGUAUAUUUUUUCAUUUAGCAAAAUUUCAUAAAUAUGUUUUAUCGGAUUGUUGUAAGGCUUCACUAUUUAAUAUAUAUGCAAGUGCAUAUUUAAGUGAUGAGACGAUUGAACGAGAAAAAAAAAAUUACAGCAAUAUCAUAAUCAAAAACAACAUCAAUAAUAAUAAUAAUAAUAAUAAUAAUAAUAAUAAUAAUAAUAAUAAUAAUAAUGAUAAUAUUUGUGUUAGCCAUAGUUGUAGUAAUCAUAAUUAUAAUCACAAUCUUUAUAAUUUUUAUAACGAUCAGGAUAUCUACUCUUGUUAUAAUUUAAUGAUUACCUCUUUAAAAAAAAUGAACAAACUUCAUCCUUUCGAUUUAUACAUAGCUUAUAUGGUAAAUAAAAAUACAGAUAAAUUAAAAAACAUGUCAAUUCAAAAAAAUAAUUAUUAUCAACACCCAAAAAAAGAAACCUUCAUAAAUGAAAGAAAACAUCAAUAUGCAUGGUCCCGAUCUUAUCAAGAUCAAAUGGUUUUAAAUUUUAUUAAACAAAAUAAAAAGAAAAUACCUUUUAUUAUUUAA